Pomacea canaliculata is the source of this 576-nucleotide messenger RNA. RefSeq names its product ribosomally synthesized cyclic peptide ustiloxin B precursosr-like. Bases 1 to 576 code for a protein of 191 amino acids. Lineage: Eukaryota; Metazoa; Mollusca; Gastropoda; Architaenioglossa; Ampullariidae. The record is from RefSeq and is a predicted model, not a curated record. The transcript has a single exon.
AUGGACUACACUGUAGGUGUGAUAACACCAGUCAGCAGUGCCAUGGACUACACUGUAGGUGUGAUAACACCAGUCAGCAGUGCCAUGGACUACACUGUAGGUGUGAUAACACCAGUCAGCAGUGCCAUGGACUACACUGUAGGUGUGAUAACACCAGUCACCAGUGCCAUGGACUACACUGUAGGUGUGAUAACACCAGUCAGCAGUGCCAUGGACUACACUGUAGGUGUGAUAACACCAGUCAGCAGUGCCAUGGACUACACUGUAGGUGUGAUAACACCAGUCACCAGUGCCAUGGACUACACUGUAGGUGUGAUAACACCAGUCAGCAGUGCCAUGGACUACACUGUAGGUGUGAUAACACCAGUCACCAGUGCCAUGGACUGUACUGUAGGUCUGAUAACACCAGUCAGCAGUGCCAUGGACUACACUGUAGGUGUGAUAACACCAGUCAGCAGUGCCAUGGACUACACUGUAGGUGUGAUAACACCAGUCACCAGUGCCAUGGACUACACUUGUGAUGCCAACUUUGACACAACACAAAAGGACAAAAAUAAGUGGAAGAUGAGAGUCUGA